Messenger RNA from Lachnellula hyalina, 1434 nucleotides. It is a transcript of the gene NUP49, whose product is annotated as Nucleoporin. Gene Ontology annotation, molecular function: structural constituent of nuclear pore. Gene Ontology annotation, biological process: nucleocytoplasmic transport. Bases 1 to 1434 code for a protein of 477 amino acids. The record is from RefSeq and is a predicted model, not a curated record. Gene Ontology annotation, cellular component: nuclear pore. NCBI's taxonomy places the organism in Eukaryota, Fungi, Ascomycota, Leotiomycetes, Helotiales, Lachnaceae. The transcript is spliced from 3 exons.
AUGGCACUUGCUCGAUCUGCCAGUGGACCUGGUGGAUUAAGCAUCAACACGAACUCUGCUAACUCUUUAUUCGGAUCAAGCACGCCGGCACCCGCAGGAGGAAUGUUUGGAAGUACGGCCGCAAGUAGGCCCGGGGGAGGGCUGUUUGGCUCGUCGACGGCGGGAACGACAGCUCCAGCAGCAGGUGGUUUGUUUGGAACUGCUUCAACUGGUACCUCUCAACCCCAGACAGGAGGACUAUUUGGAUCAACAAACACCACUGCAACCUCUCAACCACAGCCUAGCGGAUUGUUUGGAUCUACUACUACGAGUUCACAACCAGCUACUGGGGGGUUGUUUGGUUCUACAGCUGCGGCGCCUCAACCAGCUCAAACGGGAGGAUUAUUCGGAUCAACGGCCCCUACAUCUCAGCCUCAAGCUGGUGGAUUGUUUGGAUCGAGUACGGCGCAACCAGCUCAAACGGGCGGUCUUUUCGGUGGAGUCAAUACCCAAAACAAGCCAGCGACAACCUCAUUUGGCCUCGGUACGCAGACUCAACAACAGACUCAGGCCCAGCAACCCUCCAUGUUUUCCUCACUCGGACAGAAUACGAACCAGAAUCAACAGCAAGCGCAACCCUCUGGUCUCUUCGGCGGUGGCCUCUCGCUUGGGCAAAAUAAUGCACAAAAUCAACAGUCAGUCCCUGGCGUGCGAAUAGACCUUGGCAAUCUCCGAGGCACCACUAGAUUCAACGACCUGCAUGAGGACCUCCAAAAAGAGAUAAGUCGUAUGGACAAUAUUAUCCAAGGUCAAAUCAAGCUCAAGAAUGACUGCGAAGCCAUCAUGCCUUCACAUGACCGUCAGCUUGCGCAAAUUCCAAACGAUGUAGACUUUUGCAACCGAAAGCUAGUUGGAGUGGAAAGUGCCGCGCUCUCAGACGUCAACGCCAUUUCCCACGUACGAGAAUUCGUCAAAAGGGAUAUUGAGCACGCAAAAAUGAGCUUCAGAGCCAUUGAUAACCUCAAAUUACCACCUCAGUACCAUAAUACGGGCAUGUGGGCGACGAAGGCUCAAGAAAAUCGAUCAUCAGCUAACGGCGAAGACGAAGGAGAAGACCUCGUUGGGUUCUUUUCAACGACAGCCGAUGAACUCGCUGCUACUCUCACCAAGUAUCAAAACAACAUCACGGAAAUUGAGCAGCAUUUGCUGAGUGUUGAGGCUACCAGCGCGCAACAAAUCAGCGCAUUUGUUGCUAAGAGAAGUGGAAGUUCCGGCAGCCGAGACGAUCCAGUUGCAGAAUUGGCUGCAGCAUUACGGGAGUUCGAACAAAGUAUUCUGGGCGUUGCAGGCCAGGUUGGCAGUGCGAGGGAAGGAGUCCAGACUCUUCAAUUGGGAGGAUUCAACGCAAGCACGAAUGGAAAAAACUUUAACGGGAAGAGAAGUGGUGUGUAUUAA